AUGGACUCAAGCGUGGUCACGAAGCCCGAGCAGUAUUCUCAUCCCUUGGGGGGACUGAAAGUGCUUUUCCCAUACGAGAAUCCCUACCCACAGCAGAAGGUCAUGAUGUCCCGUCUCAUCACGGCGUUGAAGCAAAAGAAAAACUGUCUCCUCGAGAGUCCGACCGGCACAGGCAAAUCACUCUCGUUAUUAUGCGCGGCUCUAGCAUUCUGCGAAGAUGAAAAACGCAAACAUCGGAAAGGUAAUCGAAGACUUGAAAAGUUCCCUGACGGAUUGCCGCCGAAGGCUGAAGAAAGCAGCCAUAGUCUGUUGGAACCUGAAUUACCGAAAACGAAGUCCGUCAUGGACAUGUACGACGACGAAUGCGUGAAACCGCACAAUGAGUCAGCGAGCAAAUCGCUACUCAACGAGAAGUCACCGCACGCGCCCGAGGGUGUACGAAUUUUGAAGGCACCGAAGAUUUUCUACGGAACGCGUACGCAUCGUCAGGUUUCUCAAGUUGUCAAUGAGUUCCGGAGGACCGGAUACCACAACAUGAAAAUGACGAUUCUUGGAUCCCGCGAACGAAUGUGUGUCAGCAGGAAAGCUAUCGAGUCCGUCCACGGGAUUAGUGAAGAGUGCCGGAACUUCAGGAAGGAGAGCAAGAAAGGCCUCGGAUGUCGCUUCCUGCACAGAUUACAGAAAAUUAACCGAUACUCGUAUCCAACGAGUAUGGAGGGAGGGAAAACGGAACCGUGGGAUAUCGAGGAUAUCGUCACAGUAGGCAAAAGGCACACUCUGUGUCCUUAUUAUUGGAGCAUUCAACUCGCUGAAGACGCCGAUAUCGUGUUCUGCCCGUAUAACUACAUUCUCGAUCCAAGAAUCAGAGCCGCGGUUGACAUCCAAGUCGAGAACAAUAUCGUUAUCCUCGACGAAGCUCAUAACAUAGAAGAUAUCUGCAGGGACGCGAUGGGGAUGGAAAUUAAGCUCUCCGACAUCCUCCACAUUGAGGAUUUCAUUGAAAAUUCUGUCAAGAACCACAAGGAGACCGCUGCUCUAAUGCAGAUGUCGCCAGCCAUCGGAGCCCUUCGGCAUCUUCUGCUGAAUGAAGCUGCUGAUGUCCCGCUGCAAGAACCUCGAAAACUGAGCACAGCUCAGCUCUGCCAACUACUCGAAGCGGCAGGCCUAGGACCUACAACGUGGCCUCGCGUCAGCGAAAUUCUCGGUCAGCUCCUGAACGAGAGUAUCGAAGAAGGGGGCGGAGAGGUCGCGGACGAACGAUUGCUGGAUACCCGGAGCCGGAUUUUUUUCGACGCCCUCUGCGGCACCGGGGGUCACAUGUACAAAAUGAACGGGAAAUUCCUCGAUUGCUUCAGAGGUGCUGUGUCCAAGAAAAUUGCCAAGGAAUUCCAGAAGGAGCUGAAGGGGUCACCCGAGAUUACGCUCCAGAUAUUUUGCCUGAAUCCUGCUGUCGCCCUAGUGGACAUUCGAGACAAACUUCAUUCUCUAGUGGUAGCUUCUGGGACUUUGAGUCCAAUGAAAUCAUUCGAGUGCGAGCUCGGAAUCCCAUUCCCUUUCAGUCUUUCGCUCAAUCAUGUUGUGAGAGAGGAGCAAAUGCUGGCUUGCGUGUUGGCGAAAGGUCCAAAAGGGCGCUCGAUUAUUUGUGAUUACAAGAACAACUCCGAGCUUUCGCUCCAAGACGAGCUCGGCGAAUCUCUGCUUAGGAUCGUGACCCGAGUUCCCAACGGUGUGCUCUGCUUUUUCCCAUCUUACUCUCUCAUGAACAAACUCAAAGACCGAUGGGGCAUGACAGGCAUAUGGAAUAGAUUGGAGCAAGCCAAGAGGAUCUUCGUCGAAGGUAAAAUGAAUCUCCAACAGCAGAUGGAGGAGUAUUACGCGAGUUCAGUGACAGCGCAAGGCUCGCUGCUUCUCGCUGUGUGCCGCGGUCGAGUCAGUGAAGGCGAAGACUUCCCGGACAACUUUGCUCGAGCCGUUGUCAUAGUCGGGAUCCCCUUCCCAAAUGUUCGCGAAGUCACAGUGGGCGAUAAGAUGAAAUUCAACGACACGAGAUCUAAAGAUAUCGAUGCGGUGAUGAGUGGAUCCGAGUGGUAUAAGACUCAAGCAUUCCGCGCGCUGAACCAGGCCCUGGGACGAUGCAUACGCCACUCUAAGGAUUGGGGAGCCAUCAUUCUCUUGGAAAGUCGUGUCGCAACUUACCGAGGCUACAAGGAAAUGCUCUCGAGAUGGGUGCGAGAUCGUCUGGUGGACGUCUAUUGUUUUGGUGAACUCGAGAGUCGUCUAGAGAACUUCAUCGAUGAGCGGAAGCUCGAGGACCUCCAAGCCGGAUCUGAUGGCUUGAGCGAUCGCGAGGAAGCUAAGCUCAGAUCGAAGACUGAGAAAAGGAAGUCCUCGGUGCCGAUUAGGAGACCGAAUUAUUCAAUUUUCAAUCCGCCUCUGAAGCGGAAAAUCGGACCCGACUCUUUCUCUGAUUCACCUUCAUCAUCAAAAUCGUUCCCCUACUUGGCGAACGCGACAAAUAAGUUCGAAUCCACCGCGUCGGACUCUCUUCUCGGGAGCGAAGAACAAGUAAGCAUCCUCGACAAUCCUCCGAAGGCGAAUUCGACGAAUGCUCCCGGAUCUUCGGAGACAAGCGGAAGGGAGCGGACGACCCUGUUCGUGAGCCAGACGGAUAGUGAUUCAUCCGACAUUUUUUCUGAGUAAGGCUCAAAUUCGUGUGUAUCUCUAAAUCGAGAUACAUGCGGAUGCCUUAGAUAUACGGGAUAGAAAUUUCUUAGUUGUGUUCCUUAGGCAUCAGUGGUGCUCCCAUCUCCUCUUGGUCGACCUGAGACCCGGGACUAGCUUUGUGUGAACUACCUGAAGGUGCGGUCCAUAAAAAGGCUGACGCUUGUAAAAAUCAUAAGU
Galendromus occidentalis (western predatory mite) is the source of this 2901-nucleotide messenger RNA. Its product is annotated as Fanconi anemia group J protein. The coding region runs from base 1 to 2700 and encodes 899 amino acids. The transcript has 15 exons. Lineage: Eukaryota; Metazoa; Arthropoda; Arachnida; Mesostigmata; Phytoseiidae. Gene Ontology annotation, biological process: nucleotide-excision repair; double-strand break repair involved in meiotic recombination. Gene Ontology annotation, molecular function: hydrolase activity, acting on acid anhydrides, in phosphorus-containing anhydrides; DNA binding; DNA helicase activity. Gene Ontology annotation, cellular component: nucleus. The record is from RefSeq and is a predicted model, not a curated record.